AUGAGCGGCGAGCCUUCUCGUCCGGGGCUCCAUCCGCUUUCACAUCUCAAAGCUGGGCCGACAACAUCCAGCUCCAAGUCAACAGCUUCGGCAAAUGUGCGACCAUCCUCGCGAGCUUCACAUCGACCCCGGUUACAUAAGGCCUCGAGCCGGGAUACUCAGACUGACGCGACGGGCGACAAGGCAACUGCCGCUUUAAUCCGUCGCGUCCUAUGUUCGCAGGCGGGUAACUUUGGAGGCGCAUCAACAUUACAGUCCCCGGAAGAACUGCUACCUCCACUUACAAGCUCGAAUGAAGUGGAUUGUCAGCUGUAUGCCUUGAUCGCGGUUAUCAUUAAAGAAUUUGUCUUCUCCUGGUAUUCAAAAAUUACAUCAGAUCAGGUUCUCGUCAACGAAGUUAUCCAGGUGAUUGCGCAUUGUACGCGGGCAGUGGAACAGAGACUGCGCGACACUGAUGUUUCACAGCUCGUUCUGGACGAGAUACCCGCUUUGGUUGAAGCGCAUAUUAUCUCGUACAGACUAGCCAGAGGACAGUCUCAACUAUCAGGUCUUACUCCCUCUGCUCGCGAGAUUUAUCAUAGUCUCAACCCUCACCCGGGCCUUUCUCCAAUCCCAGACCCGACGGAUACCCACACCAUCGCCCAGCAAGUCGAUAAUGAAGCCAGAUAUAGACAGCUAUUGGUGAGUGGGGUGUUGGCUGUGCUUCUGCCAACAGAGGAUCUAAAGAAUGCCUGCUUGCGGACGCUAGUUUGUGAUAUCUUGGCAGAUCUAAUAAUUGGAAAUCAAGUUAGUGGGAAGAUGUGUGAGGGGUGGUUCUUGUGGGAGAGUGUCACAAAACUGAUUGACAUGGUGGGAAGUCGCCAGAGUCAUGAGAUUGAUGCAACAACUGCAGUACCACAUAGAAAGAAUCAGUUACAAAAGUUCGACCUGCUAUCUCCCCAGGAAGACGUCCAGAGACAUCAUUCGUCGUCAAGUGUCCAAUUACGGGUCCCUGACUGGGUGUGGAAGAUACUUCAGUUCGUCUUCCUAGCCUACGUGACCUUACGUUUCAUUGUGACGGGCAUUUUUCGCGUUGCAUCCACUCAAGGGGCCUCGUCCUCGUCCUUUACCGGCCACGCAAACGAGGCGCCCGCUCCAUGCAACCCUCCCCUGAAGCGUCCCGUUCUCAAUUAUGGACUGUACGGCAUGCUUUCGCAACUACUAGAUAUUCCCCGGCGGAUGCAUGGUGACACUGAUAGUGUUCUUGACAGUACCCUUUCUGUCAGGGCAUCUAAGACGAGUCAUUGGAAGAUGGUCAAGAAGCCCAGCGGGACGACGAUGCAACUGAUGCGCAUUGCUCGCAUGCUGCAACGAUCACUUGAUCUGGGUGUGGAUGCACAGGCCAUCUUUCGUUUUCCCAGUUUCUGGUCCUGA
Messenger RNA from Aspergillus nomiae NRRL 13137, 1413 nucleotides. Its product is annotated as PXA domain-containing protein. The record is from RefSeq and is a predicted model, not a curated record. Gene Ontology annotation, molecular function: phosphatidylinositol binding. The coding region runs from base 1 to 1413 and encodes 470 amino acids. Gene Ontology annotation, cellular component: late endosome; early endosome; extrinsic component of endosome membrane. Lineage: Eukaryota; Fungi; Ascomycota; Eurotiomycetes; Eurotiales; Aspergillaceae. Gene Ontology annotation, biological process: protein targeting to lysosome; early endosome to late endosome transport; endosome to lysosome transport. The transcript has 4 exons.